Messenger RNA from Centruroides sculpturatus (bark scorpion), 1399 nucleotides. RefSeq lists its product as uncharacterized. Gene Ontology annotation, molecular function: nucleic acid binding; zinc ion binding. The transcript has 3 exons. Lineage: Eukaryota; Metazoa; Arthropoda; Arachnida; Scorpiones; Buthidae. The record is from RefSeq and is a predicted model, not a curated record. The coding region runs from base 308 to 1399 and encodes 363 amino acids.
GGGCAACAUAGCGUCCCCAACACACUGCUUUGGCCCCUGCUUCGGAUAAACGGGAGGCUCAAAUCAGGCUCCGUUUGAGUCAAUUGGCUGGUCGUUGAGUCAUUCUUGACCUCGGCUUGGAGUCAACCGAUCGAUGCAGACCGGGUGGACAUGUCAGUCUAGAUGUGCUCUUCUUGACUGCAUUGUGAGGGUAUAGCUCCUGGGAAACCCUGGUGUGACGGUCUAUGGAAGUACUCCAUGUGACGGCAUCCCCUUGUUGGGCCCCAUGGUGGGUGGGGUCACUAGGAGCUGAAUUUUUUCUGUAAUUAUGGAUUCAAAAAAUUCAAAAAGUUCUUGUGCACCAACAACAAAAACAAACAAAAAAAUCACCACUAAUCCAGCGUACUUAGUAGUGCACGCAACCGGAGAAAAACCCUUGGCUAAAGCUUCUCCUUUUUUGAUUCAAAAAUUGUUUGAAUCGACCAUUGGACAGUUGAAAAAAAUACAAAAAUUAAGAUCUGGAGAUUUACUGGUGGAAACAGCUUCCCCACAACAAUCGGCAAAACUUCUGGAAACAAAGACCCUAGGAGAAAUGGAAGUCACUGUCACCCCACAUGUGAGCCUAAACUCAUCACGUGGGGUAAUAUCUGAGAUUGAUCUGAUAUCUGAAGAUGAAUCAGAUAUUCAGAUUGGCCUUUCAGACCAAGGUGUCACUGCUGUCCGACGCAUUUCCAUUCGUCGAGAUGGCAAGUUGAUUCCCACCAAACACCUUAUUUUGACAUUUAAUAAACCGACUUUGCCAUCUGUUAUUACAGCAGGUUAUCUGCGCUGCCCAGUUCGCCCAUAUGUUCCAAAUCCGCUGCGUUGCUUUAAAUGCCAGCGAUUUGGACAUUCACAAACAUCGUGCCGAGGGAAAAGCAUAUGCGCACAGUGCGGAACUGAAGGUCACGAGAGUACUGAGUGUACCACUACUCCGUGCUGUGUGAAUUGCAAAGAUGCCCAUCCUGCCUACUCUCGAAAAUGCCUAGCAUGGCAGAGAGAGAAAGAAAUCCAGCGAGUAAAAACCAUUAACAACAUACCAUACCCGGAGGCUCGGCGAAUGGUCACUCAAAGCACAGUAGUGAAACAGAAAACAUUUGCUUCUGUGUUGAAAUCCACAAUGUCAUGCCAUGUAGGUAUAAAAGGAAAUGAAGAAGCGGACGCAGCUGCAAAGGCAGCUAGUCCUUCACAGCAUAUAAUGCCUAUUGAAGGAGAGAAUUUUGAUAACCCUAUCAAGCAGCGUUAUAUGUUCCUCAAAGGACCUAGAGAAGAGGACUAUGUCAUCUUGGAAUACAUAGCAGUUGAUUCCAAUGAAUGGUGCCAGGAAAUUGGACAUUACACCCUGAAAGAAACGGCCACUGUUGUUUGUUCCUUGGGGUAG